This is a messenger RNA of Helianthus annuus (common sunflower), 2240 nucleotides long. Its product is annotated as GPI transamidase component PIG-T. The coding region runs from base 133 to 2088 and encodes 651 amino acids. The transcript is spliced from 5 exons. Gene Ontology annotation, biological process: attachment of GPI anchor to protein. The record is from RefSeq and is a predicted model, not a curated record. Gene Ontology annotation, cellular component: GPI-anchor transamidase complex. NCBI's taxonomy places the organism in Eukaryota, Viridiplantae, Streptophyta, Magnoliopsida, Asterales, Asteraceae.
UGUCGGGUAUGAACUUGCUUGGGGGAUCUCUGAUUUGGAUCGUCACUGAAACUACAUUUUCAACUUCCUGCAAGCUUCAAUGGCCGAAUUACCAUAGCGCACGUUAGCAAACCCUCACAUAGUCACAUCGCCAUGUCUCGUUUUCUAUCAAUCUCCAUAUUACUGUUAUUCGUACUCCACGUUUCCUCUGAAUCCGCCGGAGAAGAAGAAUUCACGGAGGAGCUGUUGUUCCGGCCGCUUCCUGAUCGGAAAGUUCUUUCGCAUUUUCACUUCGAGAGUAGAGCUCCGCCUACAAAUUCGUAUGGACAUCACCACCGGCUUUUUCCCAAAGCUAUUUAUCAGCUGGUUCACAAAUACCGAAUAAAACAAAUGGAAUUAUCUUUCACUCAAGGUCGUUGGAACUACGACAGCUGGGGUGGUUUUGACCCUAUUGCAAGCAGCAACGCCAAACCUCCUGGAGUCGAAUUAUGGGCUGUUUUCGGUGUUCCUCCAGAUCAGGUUGACGCUUCUUGGAAAAACCUAACACACACACUUUCAGGCCUUUUUUGUGCUUCAAUCAACUUUCUAGAAUCUUCCACCGCCUAUUCUGCUCCUGAUUGGAGCUUUCGCUCACUUUCAGGAAAUUUACGAUACGGUUCAUUACCUCGAGAGGCUGUCUGCACCGAGAAUCUGACUCCGUGGUUAAAAUUACUUCCAUGCCGAGACAAAUCUGGGCUUUCCUCAUUAAUGAACAGACCGUCAAUUUACAGUGGAUUUUAUCAUUCUCAACGGUUACAUUUAACUUCCGAUGAGUUUGAUCCAGUGGCUUUGCAUGGAAUCAUGCUUGAACAAACCCUCACAAUUGUUCUUCAACCAGAUUCUUUGGAAACUCACCCUUCAUUCUCUGGCAGUAGAAAAUUACAACCGAGCUGGAGUAUGAGUUCAUUAUUCGGAAAAACGGUUGAUGGAAAAUGCGCUCUUGCUAAGUCUAGUAACGUUUACGUUCAACUUGAGGGGAGCUUGGUUUAUAACAUGAAAAACACAUGGAACAGUAUUGACAGUUACGAGGGUGAUUCAAACUUUGGAUUUACUGUUUCUCCAGACAGAAUGAUGAAAGAAAUUAACAGUAUCGAUAAAGAAGGCUAUUCUAUCUUAUAUGGUUUCUCAAUUAAUAAUGACCAUAGCUCUAAACCGUUUGAUUUGGGAUUCUGGUGGAAGCUUCCGGUAACUUGGUCAUGUGUGAAGGCGCCAUUACGUGUAAGUCGGUUUCUAAUGGGAAGUGGGAAUGAGAAGGGUGCUAUUGCUCUCUCUUUGCAGUCAACAGAAUGGAGUCAGAGCCUCUUAAAAGCCGACAACAAUGGAGAAAAAUGUAACUUGCGGGUAGAUGUUUUUCAACUUGUGCCUUGGUAUAUAAAAGUAUAUUAUCAUACCACAAAGAUAUAUGUCGAUGGGGCAUCACAAUCUCUUGGAGAUAUCAUUGAAAAGAUGAGUGUCUCACCGUCUGAAGAUAAGGUGUCCCCUGGAGUAAUGGAAAUGAUCUUAAGAUUACCUUGUGACAUGAAAUCAGCUUCAUUAACUUUAGAAUUUGACAAGGGUUUCUUGCACAUAGAUGAGUAUCCUCCGGAUGCUAACCAAGGGUUUGACAUCCCGUCUGCUAUAAUCAGCUACCCGGAUUUCCAGACACGCUUACAGUAUAAACUGGAUACCACUUCGAUUAAGUCACCUAUGGUGUCAAAGAUGCAGGAAAGAAGAACAAUACUGUCUUACACAGAAGUGCUUCUUGUUCCUUUGACAACCCCUGAUUUUAGCAUGCCUUACAAUGUAAUCACGAUCACAUGCACUGUCUUUGCGUUAUAUUUUGGGUCGUUAUUAAAUGCAUUGAGAAGGCGUGUUGGCGAGGAAGAAAGACUUAGGAAAAGCAAAGAUAAAAGUACUGGUAAGCUCCGAUUGCUGUUAUCCAAGUUGUCAGCUAAGUUGAGAGGAAAACCUUGGGAACCACCGUCAUCAACGCCACCAUCUUCAUCCUCUAAAUUCAUAAGCACAAAGGUAGUUAUAAAAAUCAUAUUAAUAGCCGCCAUUGCUUUCGGGUGGCAGUAUUAUGAUGGGUGACCUCUAUUAUGUUGAACAGAACUGAGAUUUUGUUUCAUUUGGCCUUACAGAAAUUAGGAACGUUAGAACCAUAUUUUUUUUCCUCAUGUAUUCGAAUUUUGUAUGAUUAAGUUACUACACGCCCGGUCAAUUUACCACCGUUUAGAAGACCU